Molecule: messenger RNA, 2668 nt
Organism: Brienomyrus brachyistius
Lineage: Eukaryota; Metazoa; Chordata; Actinopteri; Osteoglossiformes; Mormyridae
Gene: cxxc1a
Product: CXXC finger protein 1a
Exons: 15
Coding region: 267-2000 (577 amino acids)
Biological process (GO): positive regulation of DNA-templated transcription
Cellular component (GO): Set1C/COMPASS complex
Molecular function (GO): zinc ion binding; DNA binding
Source: RefSeq, a predicted model, not a curated record
GAUGUUAAGAAAUCAUUACAGCUAAGUCACAUAUAAAUAUGUAACGAAACAUAAUCGUGGGGGCGCUAUUCCUUUUACAACAAACCAAAAUGCUUUAGAAGAAAUGUGACCCGGAAGAGGAAGUGAAACCUCAGAAUCUGUUGUCGAACCUUAAUGUUCUCUGUUUUUCUUGAAUGAAAUAAUUUCUUUUCAUUUUAAUUAGAUUCGGUUCUUUGUUGGAAUUUCAGACAUCUAGCUGUAUAAAAUAUUUCCUGAAGUUCCCAGUCAUGGAUAGUGAGGUGUCGGACUUCGACCAGGGGCUGGGGGGGGAGAGCGGCAUGGAUGGAGAGAAUGGCGAGAACAGCGAGAAUGCUCCUGUCUACUGCGUCUGCCGUAAGCCAGACAUCAACUGCUUCAUGAUUGGUUGUGACAACUGUAAUGAGUGGUUUCACGGUAACUGCAUUAAUGUCACGGAGAAGAUGGCGAAGGCCAUCCGGGAGUGGUACUGCGAGAAGUGUCGGAGCAAAGAUGGCUCUUUGGAGAUCAAGUACCGUCCCAAGAAGAGCCGUGAGAAGGAGACUGACCAAGAGAGGAUGGAGAAGCAACGUGGUACACCAGAUUUCAAGACAGACAGGCGGCGUGGAUCUCGGAUCAAGCGCUCGGCCCGUAUGUGCGGUGAGUGUGAACCGUGCCGGCGCACAGAGGACUGCGCGCAGUGUGACUUCUGCAAGGACAUGAAGAAGUUUGGGGGUCCCAACAAGAUCCGACAGAAGUGCCGCCUGAGGCAGUGUGAGGUCCGGGCCAGGAAAAUGCUACGGGUUCGAGAUGAGGAGUUCUCCAUGAUGAAGGAGCAGGACUGCUCCCUGCCUAGAGAGCGUCACUUGUCGGAUGAUUAUGACGAACAGGAGCUAGAACUGUACCAACAGUACCGGGCUGCGGGAUACGAGGACCACAAUAUGCCUUGGCUUAGUGAUGAGGAUGACGGACCUUUCCUCGAUCCCGUGCUGCGCAAGAGGGCCGUGAAGGUUAAACACGUAAAGCGGCGAGAGAAGAAGUCAGAGAAGAAGAAGGAGGAGUAUAAGUCACGGCGCCACAAACAGAAGCAGAAACACAGGGACAGAGUGAAGCACAGCGAGAGGGGCGAGCCACGAGACAGCGGAGGCCUACGCCAGUGCCUGGGGCCCGGCUGCGUGGAGGCUGCCAGGACCAACUCCAAGUACUGCUCCGAGGACUGCGGCAUGAAGCUGGCUGCCAACCGCAUCUACGAGAUCCUGCCGCAGCGAAUCCAGCAGUGGCAGCAGAGCCCCUGCAUCGCUGAGGAGCAGGGAAAGAAGCUGCUGGAGCGCAUCCGGCGCGAGCAGCAGUCAGCCCGCCUGCGCCUCACCGACAUGGAGCGGCGCUUCCACGAGCUGGAGAGCACCAUAGUCAAGGCCAAGCAGCAGGUGGUGCAGCAGGACGAGGAGGUGAACGAGGGAGACAGCGACGACACUGACCUGCAGAUCUUCUGCGUCUCCUGCAGCCACCCCAUAAACCCCAAAGUGGCACUUCGCCAUAUGGAGAGAUGCUACGCCAAGUAUGAGAGCCAGACAUCUUUCGGGUCCAUGUAUCCAACGCGGAUUGAAGGCGCAACAAGGCUUUUCUGCGAUGUUUACAACCCUCAGAGCAAAACCUACUGCAAGCGACUGCAGGUCUUGUGCCCAGAACACUCGAGAGACCCCAAGGUGCCUGCUGAUGAGGUAUGCGGGUGUCCCCUUGUCCGCAAUGUUUUCGAGCCCACCAGCGAGUUCUGCAGAGUGUCCAAGCGAAAGUGCAACAAGCACUACUGCUGGGAGAAGCUGAGGAGGGCCGAGGUGGACUUGGAGCGAGUUCGAGUGUGGUACAAGCUGGACGAGCUCUUCGAGCAGGAGCGUAACGUGAGGACAGCCAUGACCAACCGGGCUGGACUCCUGGCUCUCAUGUUGCACCAGACCAUUCAGCACGACCCCCUCACAACUGACCUCCGCAGCAACAAAGACAGAUAGUCCUCCACUAAGAAAGGUCGCUGGAAGAGACCGAUGCUGGGGAGGAACUUUGUUUUUUUAAUGUACCCAGAUCCACACACUGUUUUGUGUCGUCUGUUAUCCUGACCAUUCACCUAAACACGUGCUGCUUUGACAUUAAUGAUUUUACUUUCAUAGAAAACAAGCUGGGAGUUCAAAAGUCAUUAAUUUUGUCAGUGAAAAGAUAAUAAACCCAUAAUAACCUCCCAGCUGUCACAUGACUGUGAAUCAUUAUGUCACUGCAAAACACUGCCCAACAAUAAAUAAGGAGUUUUAAAGCUACUGUCUUUUCUAUGACCUUUUGUGUCCAGUGCACAUUUUUUUUUAAAAGGAUAACUUUGUAAUCAUAUUUUUCUGAUUUCUUUUAAUCUCCCCAAUGUAUACUACAUUAAAGAAAAACAUACAGGGUGCAAAAAUCAAUGUUUUGUAUAAGCAAUGUACUAUUUGGUAGACAUUUUGGAUUAUUUUACUAUUACGUUUAAUUGCCAGGUUGAAAAGACAUGCUGUAAUGAAUAUUGGGGCCUUACAGUAAUGCACAGACAUGCCAGUAAUGAUUUGUUAAGAGUCGAGGUUUUAAAGGAGAGCGUACAUUCCCGGUUUUGUAUGGCCAAGUUUCAACAAACAGUAAACUCUGCAGCUUGGUUAACAAA